GUCACCGCUUCCUCCCGCUUUUGUGCACCGCCCCGCGCCCCCUCGCUCCCGCUGCUGAGCCGAGCGGAGCCGAGCGCAGCCGAUCGGAGCCGAGCGGUGCUGCCGCGGUUCUUCGGCAUGUCCCUCCGCGGGUAGCCGCGCUGCCGGACCGGGUGGAUACUUGAGAGCGGAGGAUCAGGUACAAGUGUCUGGGACCGGUGGAAUGGAGGCCUGAUGUAGCUGGAAAGAUGGAUGAAGAGGAAGCUCUGAACUCGAUUAUGAAGGAUUUGGCAGCGUUGGGCAAAUGUGGGGGGCUGCUGGACAACAACAGGAAUAAAAACAGUGUCCACUCCAGCAAACAGCAGCGAAAUGUCAGGAUCAAGUUCGAAUACGAAGGCGAGAAAAGGAUUAUCCAGUUUCCAAGACCAGUCAAAUUCAAAGAAGUGGUGCAGAAGGUCACAGAUGCUUUUGGACAGACGAUGGACUUAGUCUGUGUGAACAAUGAGCUCCUGAUCCCGCUGAAAUCCCAGGAAGACUUGGACAAAGCGGUGGAACAGUUGGAGCUGAGCCCUUCCUUGAAGAGCCUGCGGAUCCUUGUGAGCGCUCCAAAGAAAGCGAAUCUUCUGCAGCCAAACAACAGUAAACAGCACGAAAUGAGGAUCUCCAGAUCCAUGGGCGAUAUCAUGGGAUCCCUCUACAAAGACUCCGAGAGGACGCGGAAGUAUUCAACAGGCUCUCUGCACACUGGCCGGAGUUCGCCGCCACCGGGGAGUGUUCCUGAAGAGCAGCAGCAGAUUGCUCGCCAGGGGUCCUACACCAGCAUCAACAGCGAGGGCGAGUUCAUCCCUGAAACCAUGGAUCAGAACAUGCUUGAAGCUUUCAUCAGCCCAGAUGAGUCGCUGUCUGGGAGCUGCCAGUCGCUGGACAGAUCUGUGGACAGCCCUCCCUUUACCCAAACCCCUGUUCCUGGAAGGAAGAGCCACCCCAAAGACAGUCUUGAUUGCAUGGAUUUCGACAUCCCGUUCUGCGAGAGGUUUGGGAAAGGUGGCACCUUCCCAAGGCAGUACCACCUCUCCCAGAGUCGCAAGGACUACAGUGAUGGCCGGAGGACGUUCCCCAGGAGUUAUUUCCCACAGGAGAACCUGUUCCAGCUUGUCCCUUCCAGCCGAACCAAGAGCUUUAAUGGGGACAGUAAGCUCAGCACCUUGCAGUACGACGAGUACAGGCCCAAAUGGUGGAGCAAUUGUGAAAAAGGUCUGCAGGUCUUCAGCACCUCCCCUACGAAAGCCAGGAACUCCCUGCAGGCGCCUGUGAACUGGAGGCUGGGGAAGCUGCUCGGAAGAGGAGCUUUUGGGGAAGUUUAUCUCUGCUACGAUGCUGACACUGGCCGGGAGCUGUCGGUGAAGCAGGUGCCUUUCGACCCUGACAGUCAAGAGACGAGUAAAGAGGUGAAUGCCUUAGAAUGUGAGAUUCAGCUGUUGAAGACACUCCGUCACGACAGGAUAGUGCAAUACUAUGGGUGCUUGCGGGAUCCCGAGGAGAAGAAACUGUCCAUCUUUGUUGAAUACAUGCCAGGGGGCUCAAUAAAGGACCAGCUGAAGGCUUACGGUGCUCUGACCGAGAACGUCACGCGGAAGUACACCAGGCAGAUCCUGCAGGGAGUCUUCUACUUGCACAGCAAUAUGAUCGUCCACAGGGACAUUAAAGGUGCCAAUAUUUUGCGAGAUUCUGCUGGAAAUGUGAAACUCGGAGAUUUCGGGGCCAGCAAACGGAUCCAGACCAUCUGCAUGUCUGGGACUGGGAUUAAAUCUGUCACGGGAACACCGUACUGGAUGAGCCCAGAGGUUAUCAGUGGAGAAGGCUACGGAAGGAAAGCUGACGUGUGGAGCGUGGCCUGCACCGUGGUGGAAAUGCUAACGGAGAAGCCGCCGUGGGCAGAGUUCGAAGCCAUGGCGGCUAUUUUUAAAAUCGCCACCCAGCCCACCAACCCCCAGCUCCCCGACAGCGUCUCCAACUGCUGCCGCAACUUCCUCAAGCAGAUCUUCGUGGAGGAGAAGCGGCGGCCGACGGCCGAGGACCUGCUGAGACAUCCCUUCGUCAACUGCGGGCUCUGAGCCCCCGGCAGCGGGGAUGGGGAGACGCCGGCGGGAGGGGGGUGGCUGCCAAACCCGCGGCAUUUUGGGCUCUGCAGUUCAGACCUUCACCUUGGGCUGUCCUGGCGGUGGCCCCCGUGGGUCCCUUCUUGCUUGUCACCAGCUCGGCACCCGCCACCUUGUUGGAUUUCCAAGCUGCGCUGGGAAGUCAGAGCAAGAGAUUUCCCAGACUGUGCGGGUGCUGGUCUUGGACCAAGUAACCUUCUUGCCGCCAGCAGUUUUGGGGUUGUCCCCCAUUGCUGUGUUGCUUAUUGCGGUGAAUGGGACUUGUCCCCCACCAGCACAGCAGUGACACUGGCAGCAUCCCUGGGACUGGCGGAGGAAUAAGAUGCUCAGUGGCGAUCACCACCUUUCGCAGGGGAACAGACAGGGGCUUCAGCCAAGCCGGAGGAGAUGAUCCUCAGACCACGGAGUCGGGGGGACCUGGGUGUCCCCAUUCACGAGGAGACCGAACCCUCCUGGAGGUCGCGGGCGCAGCCCCUGUCUCCAGCGGGACGGCGUUUCACACUGUUCUGUGCCUUAAGCGGUUACAAUCAAGGAGUGAUGCUCGACUCGGCAUGAAGCAGCCGUGUUGACUUUGCCUUUGUGCGUGUGUGUGGGUGCGUGCGUGUGCGAAUCUUGGAAGAAGGGGUCUUCUCGGGGCGCAGGAGGUCUCUGGGGGGUGACACCCACAGACGGAUGCCCGGGACCUCUGCAGAGGCACGUCUAAAAGCCAUCAGUGCUUGUGGUGGGAUGAGUAGCAGCCAGUUUGUGCUGGGAACCAUGAGGGAAUGUCAGGAAGAUGUGCCAGGGGAGGUUCAGGUUGGACAUGAGGAAAAGGUUCUUCACCCAGAGGGUGCUGGACACUGGAACAGGCUCCCCAGGGAGGUGUCACGGCCCCAAGCCUGACAGUGUUCAAGAAGAGACUGGACAACGUCCUCAGACACACGGUGUGAACUGUGGGGUUGUCCUGUGCAGGGACAGGAGUUGGACUCCGUGAUCCUUGUGGGUCCUUCCAGCUCAGGACAUUCUGUGGUUCAGGUAGGAGCUUGGCGAGUGUGGCUUUCUGAUCACAGCCUGUCCCCACGCUGCUACACCGGGACAGGACGGACACCAGUGCCUUUGGGAAGAAGCAGAACUGCAGGAAGAGCCCAGUACGUCUCUAUAAAACCCAAGCAGGUGCCUAAAAUUAGGCAGAGCUGGAUGCCUUCUCCUCCACCUCUGAUGGGACCAGCCCUGGGUGCAGGGACGGGGACAUCACCUGAGGCGAGGCCACCUCAGACCAGGAGAGCAGAGCUCUGGCAGCUGGAAACAGAUUUAUUCCCCCAGUCUACUUGAUAUUGUAGGAGAAACCGGGCCAGUUGAAAGCAGAGUUGGGCUACAGCCUCUUCAACCAGCUCUACCCAGCUGGGAAACCCAGGCAGCGAGUGAGCAUGGAGUCCCUGGAAGCUCAUUAAUUAAUCAUCUUGUUUGGUUGAGGGAAAUUAAUUGCACCAUCCCACCUCCCCCUUCCCCGCUGUGUUAAACCAUUUCCACCCAGCUCAGCAAAGGGUUAAAUAAGCAGUGGCUGCUGGAGGGGGGGGCUUGUUUGGGUCACUGUGGUGGUGACCAGGUCACUGUUGGGAAUGGGGGGGUAACAUCAUCUCCUUUUUUCAUGGGGGAAUGGAGGAUUUUAUUCUGUGAAUAGGACCAAAUCCGUCAGUCUGAAUAAUAUGGGAUGGGUGGAAAAAAAAUAGAAGAAAAAAGAAAUAAUCAGUGUUGGCUGGGAGGGUUUUGUCAGAAGAGGGUGACCAAGUGUGUUCACCAAAGCUAAAACAAAAAUACAAUAGCACAUUUUUAAGCUGUUUUCUCCUCUUUCCUUGAAUCCGUUUGGUUUUAUUUUCUCAGCCCUUUGGUGGGGGGUGUUUUCCUUCAUUCCAAAGCCUUGAGAGCAAAACGGGGCUCCCAGCUGCCCCAAAACACCCAAAUCCUCCCAUGGAUGGAUGCGGCUCGUGUGUGUACAUAUGUGUGUAUGAUGUAUAUGUGUGUAUGUAUGUGUGUGUGUACAUACGUAUGUGCCACUCGCUCCUCAGGUGCCUUUGCCUUUUUAUUUUGUUAAAACCCUCGCAGUGUCCUGAUGUACAGAAUGAAACUACGAGAAUGUAAAGUUAUCCCCUGUAAA
Columba livia (rock pigeon) is the source of this 4272-nucleotide messenger RNA. Its product is annotated as mitogen-activated protein kinase kinase kinase 3. The transcript has 17 exons. The record is from RefSeq and is a predicted model, not a curated record. Lineage: Eukaryota; Metazoa; Chordata; Aves; Columbiformes; Columbidae. Gene Ontology annotation, molecular function: ATP binding; protein kinase activity; protein binding. Gene Ontology annotation, biological process: protein phosphorylation. Bases 228 to 2093 code for a protein of 621 amino acids.